Molecule: messenger RNA, 525 nt
Organism: Dibothriocephalus latus
Lineage: Eukaryota; Metazoa; Platyhelminthes; Cestoda; Diphyllobothriidea; Diphyllobothriidae
Source: the annotation of a GenBank genome assembly
AUGCCCGCGACGCAUUUAAAAAAUGGACCAUUUAAAUAUUUCUGGCAGCAGGCGACACUUACUUAUUCCUCCUCCCCCCAUGUUACCCCCCCCUCCCCAUCCAACAACCAGUUAGUCGUCCUCUGCCAUACCAAACUCUUUGGAUUCUGCCUCCUACAUCUGCUGACGGUAAAUCUCUGUGCGUGGUUGGACGCCUCCCUGGAGAAGGUAACCAGUAGUCUGACGGGCCACGGGGUCGGGGAGGAGAACCAGGGCUGGGUGAUAUUCCCCCUCACCGGCUACCUCCUGCCCUCAGUCUCCGAGUUCUGCGCCAUAAAUGCUGCCGUCUUCUUUGAGCUCCUCCAGCGUGUUGGAAAGAAAAGCCUAAUUCACGUGGACAAACACGUGAGUUUUCACUUUGAUGCGGCAAAAACACAGCGUGGUCCAUUUCAGCCAGUCUUAACAGCUUUAAGCAAACUUGUGCUGGAAGGAGAAUUUGAGCUAGUACUAUUAUAUUUGUACAUUUUUUUGCCGCAGUGUCAUUGA